UCCUAUGUCGUCAAUCCGCUGUCCGGGAGGCCUUAAUGGAUGUUGGAUGCUGCCGGAUCGCUGCGGUCGAGAGGAAACGUUGGUCUUUGGAUGGAUUUGCUUGGUCGGCGACGGAUGACUCUGGUCCCGCUUCACGGCUCCUCCGUUCCUUGGCUUCUCCCUUGAUCUCUACGACCCGCUAAUACACCUCUUUGAACAGAACAAUGGGUAGGGUCAUUCGGGCACAAAGGCGAUCGCACGCCAUCUUCUCGGCGCACACGCACCUUAACAAGGCGCCCGCCCGCCUCCGCACCCUCGACUACGCGGAGCGUAACGGCUACAUUCGUGGCGUGGUCAAGGACAUCAUCCACGAUUCCGGCCGUGGUGCUCCCCUUGCCCGCGUUGUGUUCCGUGACCCCUACCGCUACAAGCUCCGCAGCGAGACCUUCAUCGCCACCGAAGGUCUCCACACCGGCGCCUUCGUCUACUGCGGCAAGAAGGCUGCCCUCGCCCCCGGCAACGUCCUCCCCCUCUCGCAGUGCCCCGAGGGUACCGUCGUUUGCAACAUCGAGGAGAAGGUUGGCGACCGCGGCGCGCUCGCCCGCACCUCCGGCAACUACGCCACCGUCAUCGGUCACUCCCCCGAAGAGAACAAGACCCGCGUGCGCUUGCCCUCUGGUGCCAAGAAGACCGUCUCUGGCUCUGCCCGUGCCUCCAUCGGCAUCGUAGCGGGUGGUGGACGUAUCGACAAGCCUUUGCUCAAGGCUGGCCGUGCGUACUAUAAAUUCAAGGCCAAACGUUACAACUGGCCCCGUACUCGUGGUGUUGCUAUGAACCCGGUUGACCAUCCUCACGGUGGUGGUAACCACCAGCACAUUGGAAAGGCCUCCACUAUCUCCCGCCAGGCCGUCCCCGGUCAGAAAGUCGGUCUCAUUGCUGCCCGCCGUACUGGUCUCCUCCGCGGUACCGUCAAGGUCAAGGAGGUUUAGGGGAGCUUCGUUGUCGUAUCUUCUUUGUUGCAUACCAUCAAAACCAUGUAUGCAAUGUAUCCAUCAUGCAUAUGCACGAUUCAUGCCUCGCUAUGUAUCGCACUUACGUCCGGACUUCAUUUUCGAC
This is a messenger RNA of Punctularia strigosozonata HHB-11173 SS5, 1095 nucleotides long. RefSeq names its product ribosomal protein L2. Bases 204 to 968 code for a protein of 254 amino acids. Gene Ontology annotation, cellular component: cytosolic large ribosomal subunit; ribosome. Gene Ontology annotation, molecular function: structural constituent of ribosome; RNA binding. The transcript is spliced from 5 exons. Lineage: Eukaryota; Fungi; Basidiomycota; Agaricomycetes; Corticiales; Punctulariaceae. Gene Ontology annotation, biological process: cytoplasmic translation. The record is from RefSeq and is a predicted model, not a curated record.